Messenger RNA from Dromiciops gliroides (monito del monte), 2405 nucleotides. RefSeq names its product epoxide hydrolase 1 (gene EPHX1). The transcript has 10 exons. The record is from RefSeq and is a predicted model, not a curated record. NCBI's taxonomy places the organism in Eukaryota, Metazoa, Chordata, Mammalia, Microbiotheria, Microbiotheriidae. Gene Ontology annotation, biological process: epoxide metabolic process; arachidonate metabolic process. The coding region runs from base 325 to 1740 and encodes 471 amino acids. Gene Ontology annotation, molecular function: epoxide hydrolase activity.
CUAGACCUCCUGGAAGUCUGCAGCUUUCCUGUCUCGGAAGCCUAGUCUGUGGCUGCUGCGGCCAGACCUCGGCGGAGGGGGGCAGCUUGCGCUUGUUCCAAGGUUUGCUGUUCUCCACUUCUUCGGAGGUCCUGGAACCUUCUCCCCCUCCCCGCCCCGACAUCUGACCCGAGCCACUGCGUCUGGCGUUGCAUCCUGCCUUGUAGCUUGCAGCCGCAGGCGCAUUGCUGCAGUCAUCCUCCCGGGUUCCAGCGGUCGCUGCCAACCUGCGGCCUUGCGCAGUAACUGGACAACCGUACAGAGACAUUCCCCAACUCUCUAGAGAUGAAGAUCCUGGGUCUGAUUUUUGACUUUGCUAGUAACUAUAUGUGGUUGCUCCAGAUUCUUGCCCUCCUGUUCCUGGUCCGUUUAAUCUACUGGGCCAUUAACAGGAGGAAUCAUGAAAAAUUGGAAAUGAAAGAUGCAUGGUGGGGCCCAGGAAGCAAGCCCAGGACACCUGAGGAUGAAAGCAUCCGCCCUUUCAAGGUGGAAACCUCAGAAGAGGAGAUCAAGGACUUAUACCAGAGGAUUGAUUUGACUCGAUUCACACCAGCCCUGGAGGACAGCCGCUUCCAUUAUGGGUUCAACUCUAAUUACUUAAAGAAGGUGGUUUCUUACUGGCGGAAUGAAUUCGAUUGGAGGAAGCAGGUGGCGAUUCUCAACAAAUACCCUCAUUUCAAAACUAAGAUUGAAGGGCUUGAUGUCCAUUUCAUCCAUGUGAAGCCCCCCAAACCACCUUCAGGCCACAAAGUAAAACCAUUGUUAAUGGUUCAUGGUUGGCCUGGUUCCUUCUAUGAAUUUUAUAAGAUUAUACCCCUCUUAACCGACCCUGAGAGCCAUGGCCUGGAUUAUAACCAGGUCUUUGAAGUCAUCUGCCCUUCCAUUCCUGGCUAUGGUUUCUCUGAGGCAUCUCAUAAGCAAGGCUUCAAUACUGUGGCAACUGCUCAGAUCUUCUGCAAGCUGAUGAGCCGCCUGGGCUUCCAAGAAUUCUUCAUCCAGGGUGGUGACUGGGGAUCUCUGAUCUGCACCAACAUAGCUCAGAUGGCGCCCUUACAGGUGAAAGGUAUCCAUUUGAAUAUGUGCUUCCUUGACUCUGCUCCCUUCUCCAUCUCUGUGUCUCUUAUGUUGGGACGGUGGUUCCCAUGGCUUUUUGGCUUCCAAGAGAGGGAUUUGCAGCUUUUGUACCCAGCCAAGAAGAUCAUCCAUAAUCUGUUUAGAGAAUCUGGCUACAUGCACAUCCAGUCCACCAAGCCUGAUACUGUGGGCUGUGCAUUGAAUAACUGCCCUGUGGGAUUGGCUGCCUAUAUCCUGGAGAAGUUCUCUACAUGGACCAAUGACGAAUAUCGAUACCUGGAGGAUGGAGGUCUGGAGAAGAAAUAUACUUUGGAUGAUCUGUUGACCAAUAUCAUGAUCUACUGGGUGUCCGGCUGCAUCAUCCCCUCACAGCGAUACUACAAGGAGAAUUUAGGCCAAGGCAUAGGUGUACAGAAGCAUUCCAAGAUGCAGGCAUUUGUGCCUGCUGCCCUGGCUGCCUUUCCCUAUGAGCUGGUGCACUGCCCAGAAUCUUGGGCUCGGAAAAAAUUCCCGAACCUCUGCUCCUACACUCAUAUGGCCCGAGGGGGCCACUUUGCGGCCUUUGAGGAGCCUCUGCUGCUUGCCGAAGACAUCCAAAAGUUCAUGGGGAUAUUAAAGGGGAAGUGAGUUUUGGAACAAGAUACUUCCCUCCCCUCCCCAGCUGAGGCCAGUCUACCCACCCCUUCCCCCCAUCAUCUCCCAGGUGCCCCUUCAAUACCCCCUGCCCCAAACUAUAGCUUUGAUGUAAAUCCACAACCAGCCUCUUGGAGAUCAUGAUGGGAGGGGAGUAUACCAGCUUUUCCUGCCUUGAAUCCCAAGGUUGGGCCACUAGCCUGGGGAAAUUGACUUUCAUCCUUGUGGCAUGUGGUAUGCACCUAGCUACCCAGAAUUGGUUUCUAGAGUGGUGGGAAGGGUUUUAAUUUGGAGGUGGAACACUACUGGUUCCCUUGGCCCUUGCUACUGAAGUUUUUAUCUGUUGCUUCUUUACUUAUAUAGCUUAUCAUGGGACAGGGCUGCCAAAUGAGUGGUUUUGCUUCCCUUCCCUCUGUAGGCUGCACAUGGUGUAGCUCUACAUUGGCGGAAGGCAUUUGCUCAUCCUGGACGUUCCACCACGAAUGAAUCACAGGUCCAAGUCUCUAUCCCUUCUCUGUGGGCUGGGUGGGCCAAUGCCCAAAUUCCAUGUUCCCUAACAAGUCUCAACACUUUUCUUGGGUCCUGAGGUGGUAGAUUUAGGCUGGAUGGGCCUGUGGAAAGGAAAAUGGAUUUUGAUAAUAAAUUGUUUUGCUUCAUAA